AUGGACGACGCGGCCAGGCCGGCGGCGAACGCGCCCGCGCUGGGUGCGGAAGCAUCGCAGGUCGUCGACGAGGCUACGAUGCGUGCGCUCAACUCGAUGGACUGCAGCUUGCACCUGAUGGACGAGCGCAUGAAGCAGAGCAUCGAGUCGGCGCGGGGCGCGAGUCAGAUGCUGAAGAGGCGGGCUGCGCUCGAGGAGGAGUAUGCGCAGAGCCUGAAGAAGAUCGCGCGCGCGGCCAUGUCAGACUACACGGGCAACGACGUGCGUGCGGGCACGUACGGCACAAGCUGGAUCCACAUGAUCAAGAACCAGGACAUCCUCAGCGAGAACCACUUCCGCUUCGCCAGCAAGCUCACCAACAUCAGCGACGACAUCGCGGGCCUCGUGCAUGACGCCGAACAGCACCGGAAGCAGUCACGCGACUUGGGCUUCCGUCUCGAAAAGAACCUGCUCGAGGCCGAAAGCACCGCGGAUCGGGCGCGCGUGCGUCUCGACAGCGCCAUCGACGACCUCGAUCGCGUUCUGCUCCUCAAGCACGGCGAUCCGCGCGCGAACGACAAGCGCUCGAUCGGCAUGCCCUUCUCCAAGGGCAGCAGCCUGUUCAAGUCCAAGAAUCCCCAGCAAAUCGCCCGCACCGAGGACGAGUGCCGCGCGAAACAAGGCCAUGCGCACGACACGCUGCGGUCCGAGGCGCAGACGGCGCAGGCCAAGCGCCAAGAGUACUUCCAGCAGCAGCUCCCCCAGAUUCUGCGCGCCUACAAAGAGUCGCUCGACGAACUCGAAACAGGCCUGCAGUUCCAGCUCAUGCGCUACGCGUUCUUGUACGAAAACAUCGCGCUCAGCGACGGCUUGUGCGUGAAUCCGCUCGGCGACAAGUCAGCGCCCCCGGGACUGCGAGACGCGGUCGCCUCUAUCAACAACAAGAGCGAUUUCAAAGACUUUAUGCAGAACUACGAGCUCGUAUUCAACAACAAGGAGCACAGGCCGACACCGCACCGCGCCAAUCCCUACGACGAGGCGACACUCGCGCAGUAUCGGCACCAGACGACCUUGAAGCAGGCGCCCAGCGACGUCGACGGCGCGACGCCCGCGGCGCGCCCCGUGUUCGGCGUCGACCUCGAGACGCAAAUGGUACGCGACGGCGUCCAAGUGCCGCCGAUCCUCGAAAUCUGUGCCGAUGCCAUUGAGCGCGUCGGCAUCCGAAACACGGGCAUCUAUCGCUUGUCCGGCACCUCGUCGCGCGUCCAAAAGCUCAAGAACCGCUUCGACUACGACUGGUCGACCGUGGAUGUGAUGGCGAACGAGGCCAUCCAGGAUAUCAACAUCGUAGCGGGCUGCCUCAAGCAGUGGUUCCGUGAGCUGCCCGAGCCGCUGUUCACGUACCCAUUAUACCCAGCCUUUAUCGAGGCAGCCAAGAUCAGCAACGACUUUCUGCGCCAGGUCCGCCUGCACGAGCAAGUCAACAACCUGCCCGACGCCAACUAUGCCACGCUGCGCUUCCUCAUGACGCACCUCGACCGCGUUCGAGCCCACGAGGCUGACAAUCAAAUGUCGGCGCACAACCUCGCGAUCGUGUUUGGGCCCACGCUGCUGCGCUCGCCCCACGAGGCGCAGAUGGCCAGUACCGGCGCCGGUGGUGCCGUGUUCCUCCCCGACAUGGGCCUCCAGUGCAAGGCCGUCGAGACCAUCUUGCUCAAGUACCGCGACAUCUUUGUCGAGGCCGACGAGGCAUGA
Malassezia restricta is the source of this 1734-nucleotide messenger RNA. Its product is annotated as Rho GTPase-activating protein RGD1. Gene Ontology annotation, biological process: regulation of GTPase activity; signal transduction. The transcript has a single exon. NCBI's taxonomy places the organism in Eukaryota, Fungi, Basidiomycota, Malasseziomycetes, Malasseziales, Malasseziaceae. Gene Ontology annotation, cellular component: cytoplasm. Bases 1 to 1734 code for a protein of 577 amino acids. The record is from RefSeq and is a predicted model, not a curated record.